Neospora caninum is the source of this 1068-nucleotide messenger RNA. Its product is annotated as putative mitochondrial carrier domain-containing protein. Gene Ontology annotation, biological process: transmembrane transport; nucleotide transport. The transcript has 6 exons. The coding region runs from base 1 to 1068 and encodes 355 amino acids. The record is from RefSeq and is a predicted model, not a curated record. Lineage: Eukaryota; Apicomplexa; Conoidasida; Eucoccidiorida; Sarcocystidae.
AUGCCUGUCCCCGCGCCAGUCUCGGCCGUCACCGCCGGAGCGAUUCCCACUUACUCCUCCUCCGCGCACGCUUUCCGCGAAAUUUGGAGGCUCGAAGGGUGUCGCGGCCUGUGGAAAGGCGUCUCGGCCACGGCUGCGGCGUCUGGUCUCUCCUGGGGCAUCUUCCGAUAUCUUAACCCGACAGUCUCGGCUGUAGCCGGAGCGGCUUCAGCUGCCACGCUGCAUGCGCCUGGCCCCCAGGACGCCUCGGGAGCAGAAAGACAAGCAGACGCGGAAAACGUGUUCGUGAGGAGUCCUUUGUGGCGGCGCCAUGACAAGAAGGAAGAGGGCGAAAUCCAUGCGCGUGAAGAAAGGGCGAGACAGCGAGGAGGCAGAGUCGCGUCUGCUCCUCUCGACUCAAAACACGACAAUGAUCAAGGGAAGGAAACGAGAAAGAACGCGGCCGAUACACGGAGCGCGGCGAGCGAGGCAACUCAGGAUAGGCAAGGGGAUCCGGCGUCAAGGCUCCAAGACGAAAAGCCGUCUUCGGGUGAAUCAGAGAUGGACAAUGUCGCGUUCCGCGCAAAUCUUGCUGCCAGCGUCGUUGCCGGCUUUUUCUCGACAGUCAUCACUCACCCCCUAUGGCUGGUGAAGGCCCGCAUGGAGAUGCAGGCCUACGAAACGCUGGGAAGAGCGGAAUGGCCCCACUACAGAAACCCCGUCGACUGCCUGCUGAGCAUCCGCCGCAGUGGAGGUUUCUCGGCACUCUACGCAGGCCUGGGGCCUGCCGUGAUGCUGGUGCCGCAUGCAGCCGUGCAAAUCCUCGUUUACGAGGAGAUGAAGAAGCGUGCAGAGCAGAAAGACAGGCAAGUCGUGCAUGCACAAAUGCCUCCUCUUCGCCGGUGUCGUCGGUCUUUUCAGUGCAUCGCCAUCACUGCAACGUACCCUCUCCAGUUCAUGCUCCGCAAGGAAGGUUUUCCUUCGCUCUUUGGCGGCUACUUGGUGCAUCUCCAGCGGGCGUGUUUGCAGAACGGAAUUAUGUUUCUCAUUUUCGAGCAACUUGUCGGCUCUUUGCAGCCGCGCGGAUGA